UGGCACGUAAACAGUUCACUUCCUGUAUUAUGUGCUCUGUGUUGACAACUGCCGAGGAUUGACUUAGGCUACGUAUACUAAACGACCCGGACUUUUUAGCACCUGUCAUUCAGCCCUCAGGCCGGGGCCGCUGUGUGGUAAAGGAAGAGGUGGUCUUACAUGAGGAACCGGCUGUGGUGAAGAGCUCCGCGGCCCGACAGGAGACAUGACGGCCGGGCUGCUCGUGGUAGUGGUCGGGGGGCUGCUGGAAGUCUGCGCCGGUGUGUCCGCUAACCGAGGGGGCUAUCCCUCCUUUACGGACGAGAUUCCGUUUAAAAUCACCUGGCCAGACGCUGACUUCACACUGCCAACGUCAGGGCCCCUUUAUAAUGAGGACGACUUUGUUAUCAUGAUGACAACAGAGAAGGAGAAGUACAAGUGUAUGCUGCCUUCACUGACAACCGGAGACGAGGAUGGUGAUAAGGAGUACAGAGGUCCGACUCCUGCUGACCUCCUGGGGCCACUGUUCAAACGCAGCAGCUGCUCCUACAGGAUUGAGUUGUACUGGACGUAUGAAUUAUGUCACGGGAAGCAUGUACGACAGUAUCAUGAAGAAAAAGAGACGGGGCAGAAGAUCAGCGUUCAAGAAUACUUCCUGGGGAAUAUGGCACAGAAAAGUGAGCAGACGGAGACGGAUAAAGAAGAAGAGGCACCAAAGACCAAAUCAACCACUGAGUCAGAAGUGCACACUAAGAACAUAGAAGGUCAACUCACUCCCUACUAUUCAGUGGAAAUGGGAAACGGAACUCCGUGUGUGCUUAAACAGAACCAGCCUCGCUCCACGUCUGUCCUGUACGUGUGUCACCCAGAGGCCAAGCAUGAGAUCUUGUCAGUGGCUGAAGUAACGACCUGUGAAUAUGAGGUGGUGGUGUUGACGCCACUUCUAUGUGCUCACCCGAAGUACAGAUUUAAGUCGUCCCCAGUGAACGCCAUCUUCUGCCAGGCUCUGGCGGGCUCCCCACUGCGACCGCAGCGUCUUGCCCAGUUGGACAAGGAGCAGGAGGAGCAGCUGAAGCCACCGUUUAGCAGCUCUACCUUUGAGAGCAGAGAGGAGGAGGCUGCACCUGUGAGAGAGGAGUCUUUCACCUCCACUCACAAACCCAUAACAGUUGGAGGUCAGUCUCAGGUCACCGUGGGCACCACCCACAUCUCCCGCUUGACUGACGACCAACUGAUCAAGGAGUUCCUCAGCGGCUCCUACUGUCUGCACGGGGGAGUAGGCUGGUGGAAAUACGAGUUCUGUUACGGCAGGCAUGUCUACCAGUACCAUGAGGACAAAGAGCAAGGAAAGAACAUUGUGGUGGUGGGCAGCUGGAACGCUGAGGAGCACAUGGAGUGGGCGAAGAAGAACGUUGCCAGAUCGUACCAGUUCAAGGACGACGGGGUGCAGAAAGUCAAGUUGGUUUCUCACUUUUAUGGCCACGGAGACAUUUGUGAUUUGACAGGGAAGCCCCGACAAGUCAUUGUCAAGCUGAAAUGUAAAGAGUCUGAGUCUCCACACGCUGUCACUGUCUACAUGCUGGAGCCUCAGACUUGUCAGUACAUCCUUGGGGUGGAGUCUCCAGUCAUUUGCAGCAUACUCGACACUGCUGAUGAACAUGGACUUCUGUCACUCUCUCGCUAAAAUGAUCAAGGUCAUGUGACUGCAGCAAUGCAUGAAGGACAGUCAAAGAAAGAAGGAAAGCCUAUGGACAAUUAACCCAGAAGCCUAACUACUGAAGAGAGAGAGAGAGAGAGAGAGAGAUGCCCAUGGAACUGCGCUACAUGCCAAAAUCUCCACCAUCCAGAAUGAAUUUGAUCCCAGCAAAGGUUUAUGUAGCAACAUGCCCUGACCUGUGCACCAGAUAAUGCUACAUUAUGACAUCGCCAUCUCAGACUCCAUACAAGGAGAUUUAUCACCUGUCCUUAAAACAACUAUGCCUCUGUUUAGGUUUUUAAAAAAAUCAGCUAAGUAAAACAUAAAUCAGGGGAUUUGUGAUCAUCAGGGGAAGCUAAUAUUGUUCACUGUCUCUCAAAUUGUGUGUGUGUGUGAGUGAGUGUUUGAUUGCGUGCGAGUGUGAUACAAAUGUUUAGAGGUUUGACUGUGUAUUAUGGUUUUUGUUCAGUUCUACCAAGGCAGGUCUUGAUGUUUUUUUUCUUUUGUUCUGCAGUGUAAAUAUGUGAUGUGUUAAAUUGUAAGGGCGAGUUACAAAAAAAAAACCUUUCAUAUCAGUUUGUAGGAUGUACAGAAUGUAAAAUACAAGUGUAUGUAUAUCUAUGUGUGUGUGUGUGUAAUUCAAAACUGCACUCGGGGAAACCGAUCACUGCUGUAUUACAUGAUGGGAUGAAAACCAAUGCAUUGUGAGGAAAAGAAUAAAACAAAGAGAUUAAACUGA
Messenger RNA from Cynoglossus semilaevis (tongue sole), 2414 nucleotides. RefSeq names its product endoplasmic reticulum lectin 1 (gene erlec1). Lineage: Eukaryota; Metazoa; Chordata; Actinopteri; Pleuronectiformes; Cynoglossidae. The transcript has 14 exons. The coding region runs from base 206 to 1663 and encodes 485 amino acids. The record is from RefSeq and is a predicted model, not a curated record. Gene Ontology annotation, cellular component: endoplasmic reticulum lumen. Gene Ontology annotation, biological process: endoplasmic reticulum unfolded protein response; retrograde protein transport, ER to cytosol; ERAD pathway.